Coregonus clupeaformis (lake whitefish) is the source of this 3543-nucleotide messenger RNA. RefSeq names its product lysosomal-associated membrane protein 2 (gene lamp2). NCBI's taxonomy places the organism in Eukaryota, Metazoa, Chordata, Actinopteri, Salmoniformes, Salmonidae. The transcript is spliced from 9 exons. Gene Ontology annotation, cellular component: membrane. The record is from RefSeq and is a predicted model, not a curated record. Bases 81 to 1298 code for a protein of 405 amino acids.
GCUCGAGCUGCACUUGGAAGGUAGCUGAAGUCGUAAGCAGUUGUCGCUUCCUGAAUAAGUGUUUUGGCUACCAAGUUGUCAUGUUUCGCUGCGCGUUUCUGAUUUUGUUCCUGGCUCUUGGAAAUGAACUCCACCUAUCACAUGCGACUGAAGUGUCAGUCAACAACACGGAGAACAAAUUGUGCCUCUACGCCAAUUUGAUGGUCAACUUCUCAGUCACAUAUGAAGUUGGUGUGAAUAAGAGUGAAACUGUUAUUUUUGUACUGCCUGAAAAUGUGACAACCGAAGGGAGCACCUGCGAUAACACAACAUCGACAUUGAAACUCAGUUUUGGAGACGGACACAGCUGGGCUGUUAAAUUCACUAAGGAAAACAAAACCUACCAAGUAGAUACCAUUGUCUUCUCCUACAAUCUCAACGACACAAGCGUCUUCCCCAACUCUACGUCAAACGAAACCAUGUCUGUGACGGUAAAACCAAUCAUCGCCAACGUGGGUGUGGACACCUACUACUCCUGCAAGAGCAAAGAUGUCCUGAAAGUAGAGUCUGUCAUUCAGACACUGUAUGAUGUUGCUCUACAGGCGUUUGUGAUUAACGGCAGCAAAAGUGACACCGACACCGUAUGCUCCGCUGACAUGCCCUCCACCACUGUGGCGCCCACCACCACCACCGUUACCACCACAGCUGCCCCCACUUCUACCCCUACACUGCCCACACCCACUACUGGAAAGUACAGCAUCGCACCCGACGUCAACAGCACAGCCUGCCUGAUGGCCACAUUCGGCCUGCAGAUCGGCUACAAGCAAGGAGACAAAGUGGAGACCAUCAACCUGGUGCCCAAUAUGACUAAAGUGGGCGGAGCCUGUAGGGCCAACAGCAGCGAUCUCAUACUGACAUCGGAUACAAUCACCAUCAUGUUGACGUUCAGCAACGACGGCAAGAAGUUCCGCCUGCACGCUCUGAACGUCACAGUGAAACCAGCCACUGGGGCGCCCGUCGUUGCAGCCAAUACCAACAUGUCCGUUUGGGUGGCGGCGGUAGGCAGCUCCUACAUGUGCAACAAGGAGCAGACCUUAAACGUCACCGACACGCUCACUCUCUACACUUUCGAGCUUCGCGUCCAGCCCUUCGAAGUCAACAAAGGCGAAUUCGCGUUAGCCCAUCAAUGUUCACUGGAUGACACCAGCAUCUUAAUCCCAAUCAUUGUUGGUGCCGCCCUGGCCGGUUUGAUUCUCAUUGUAGUGAUUGCUUACAUGAUUGGGCGUAGGAAGACCUAUGUGGGAUAUCAGACCCUCUAAAAAGCAAUCUGUGAUCAUGAAUCUGUGAUAAUGAAUCCAGGACACAGGUUGAUCCUUGUGUGUUGGGGGGGGGGGGGUCCCAAAGCCUGAUCCUGGAUGGCUGUCUCGGUGCAGUCUUUCAAUUGACGACUGACUUGUACAACUGGAGUAGUUAGACUAUAAUCUCCUUACUUCAGCCACUGUUAAGAGCUUCUCUUGAGCAGCUUAGUCUAGCUUCGCUUAGGUUUAGACUUGAGCUUAGCCUAGCUUCGCUUAGGUUUAGACUUGAGAGUAGUCUAGCUUCGCUUAGGCUCAGGCAUGAGUAGCUUUAUUCAGGUAAAUCUGAAAACAAAAAAUGCUCUCCAGGACCAGGUUGGACAACCCUACCCCUGUUAUUUGUUUGUAAUUUCAGUUUUGUUUGAUUUGCUUUCUUUUUUCUUUUUUUCUCCCUUGUUGUAAAGGAGCAAGCGCAGGAUUAUUUGCCCUCUGUGUUAGCCAGUGCAAUUUGUUUGAAACCUUUGGAACCAGUAAAGGCCUUAUUUAUUGAAAGAUCUCUGAAUGUGAUUGCAUCUGUAUCACUUGCCAGAUGAUUCUCAUUCAGGGUAGGGACGCUUUUGAUCAAGUAGCACAUUUCAUAGAAACUCCAGUUAAAGUCCUUGUGCUACAGUUUGCACAUUUUCACGAGGAGCUGUGACGAUUGGGGGCUGUGUCCUUAUCACUAUGUAUCAUGUGCUUGCUCCCUCCCUAUCUUUUGGCAUUACUUUUUUUCUUUUUUGUUCUUAUUUAAUUUGUGUGUACAUUUUAGUUCAACCUCUUGUGGUUUCAUUCAUCCACACAAUUCAUCGUAGCAGCGCAACAUUUCGACCGACUGAAACAUUUCAAAUUUGCCUCGCUGCUCAAUGAGACGUCAUUGAGUAGCUUUGUUGAUUUGGCUCAGGAACUCUUUUACUAACUAACCAGGAUCAAGGUCUGCUGCUUUGCGCUCUUCGCUCUUUCAGCCCAUUACUGAUCAUCCGCUAGUCAGUCAGUAGUUUGAAUUAGCAAAUGUAUGACUUGACUGAAGUCUGUGUGGCCACAACUCGUGUAAAACGAAAAGGUGGUUUUACUGGCAUAUAGUUCUGUCUCUAAGUUGACUUUACAAAACAAGGGAUCUGUCGUUUAUAUGUUCACACACAGCAGUACUUGACAUUAUGGUUGCCACCUAUGUCAGUCCGUCUCUGUGACUUGUGUUAACCCUUUGACUGACUGGCUCACUUUGGGUAGUGUGAAAUCUACCAAGUGUUUAAUUAAUUUUGAAAAGUUCAUGCCUAGUUUGAGGAUGUAAAAGACAAACCUGAAAAGAAAGGUAACACAAAACCCCUCUCCUGUCGUUACAUGUUGGCAUCAGGUUUAAAAAAGGGAUAGCUCUGGUUUUUGCUGUCAUUCAAACCUGUUCUUUGCAGAUGGUGAUAUUCUUUUAAACAUAUAAAUGCACAAAAUUGCUCAGUAAGUUCAACAUAAAUUGAAAAUGCGUGCUGCAGUGUUACACCUGUGUAUAGUAUAGCCGUUGCUGCGGUGUUGCUCCCGAAAGCUGCCGGUCUAUUCCAUUUCAAUUAAGUUUGUUUCAGUAACUGAAAUUCUAAUUCACAUUUUCCUCACAGCUUUUUCAUGAGAAAAAUUGGAAUUAGAAUUUCAGUUUACUUCCUGAAUUGACUUAAAUGAAAUGGCAUUGACUCUAACCCUGCCCAGUUAACCGCUUGUAAGUUGCACCAAUCGACAGAGUAGGAGAAAGGAUGAUUGUCCACAGGAUGUGCAGUACCUGUGUAUAUUUCUGUACUGUUAGAAGGAAAGGUGACAAUGGCUAGUUGCUGUGUAUUAUCACGGUCUGCAUGAUGGGCCCUGUGUAGCUCAGUUGGUAGAGCAUGGUGCUUGCAACGGCAGGGUUGUGGGUUAGAUUCCCACGGGGGGCCAGUAUGAAAAAAAUGUAUGCACUCACUAACUUUAAGUCGCUCUGGAUAAGAGCGUCUGCUAAAUGACAAAGAUGUAAUGAAUAAAUUUGAUUGCCGCCUUUCAUUUCUAUUGGUCAACCAAUACUUUUUUUUUUCAGAUGCUGUAUAUGUGAAUGAUUUGCUUUUUUUCCCCUUUUCCAAUAUAAUCUUUUUGAUUCUUGCUUUACAAUCUGUUGUGUUGUCUUGGAAAAUUGACUGCUUUUGUACAAAUUCUGUUUGUGUUACUAUGGUUUUAAAAUGGUCUUUUUAGACCAUGUAUAAAAUCAAUUCUAAACUAC